Messenger RNA from Sphaeroforma arctica JP610, 1727 nucleotides. RefSeq lists its product as hypothetical. The transcript is spliced from 13 exons. Bases 137 to 1501 code for a protein of 454 amino acids. Gene Ontology annotation, molecular function: lipid binding. NCBI's taxonomy places the organism in Eukaryota, Ichthyosporea, Ichthyophonida. The record is from RefSeq and is a predicted model, not a curated record.
GUACGCUGUGGCCUGUGCUAGUAGCAAAAAAUGGUAUAUAUGUAUACCAAAAUAAAUACUUGAGCGAUAGUCUUGUAUACUUGAUCUAUUAUAGUAAGCACAUUCAGCACUUGGGCAAAGCAAGACUUUCAGCAUCAUGUCAAUAGUGGCGAUGUCAGCGGAGGAUAAGGCCAGGGUCGGGGUGGUCAGUGACGCAGUAACCCAGGUUACACAAGAAUUCAAAGGUGAUAACGCUGCCGUUAAUCUGCUGCACGAUCUCAUGACAAGUGAGAGCACACGUUUGGCCCUACAAAAUCUGUUUUCAGCUCUGGGCAAUGAGGAAGGAGCGAUAGAGAAACGAGAUGCCUGGAUUGAAAUUCUUGUUCUUAUGGAUGGGGAGGAAACUCAAGGAGCUAGAAAGUCGUUGCUGAACGUUGUUGAAUUUCUUCAGUGCGCCAGAGGCACUGAAGAGGCUAAAGAUUUCUUUGAGUGCAUUCUGUCCAUCGGAGGUCUAGGUCAAGUAGAGGGAGCCCAGGCCAUUGUCGACGCUUUGCAAGACGAGAUGGUUCACCACGCUCUGGAAGGGUUUGCAAAUUCGCUGGAGAACCCUCAGAAAGAGAAGGUUACUUUUGCCAUCGAUACAGUGGUUUGUGCCUUCGAAGAACACAGGGGAUCACAGUCGGCCGCCGCAAAGCUGUCAAAUGUGCUAACACCGAUGAGCGAAGAAGAGGGCAUGCUAUCAGCGAUUCUCAACCAAUUAGAAUACAAUUUCGAGGCGUCGGGUGAAGACCUCAUCAACAUCGCCAUCAAGGAUCCCAUGAAUUUUUCCCAAAAAUUGAUUAAACAAGUUUUAUGGCCUGUAUUAUCCGAACGACUGAAUCGCAUCGAGGUACCAGAUGUUUCAGAGAAGAGUGGCAAGGAUCUAUAUGAAGUGUCUGAUAUUGUGAUCCACGUCACAUCCAUGCCAAAGAUCAUCAAAAUAGCAAUCGAAUCAGAAAUAGAGUUGCAUGUCGACGACAAUAACGAAAUACAAAACGGAGGUACUUAUAUGGUGACAACGAUAUCAGCCAACAACAUCGCAGCUAGAUCAGACGUGAUGGCUUUCAAUAUCGAUAAGAAAUCAUGGCCAUCGUUCAAUAGCCAGGGCGAUUUAGACGUUGAAAUCAAACAACCGGGGUUCGACAUGACAAUUGGAAUACUGGUCGAACAACCACCAGGAGACGAAGAUCAGGCUGCGCAAUUUGCAGCGGGUGAAGUACAGUGUAAUUUGCAGAGCUUCAAUAUGAACUUUCACAAGAAUGCAAAGAACGAGUGGUUACUUAACACUGCAAGUAGGUGGUUUAACCCCGCUUUGAGAAAGGCGAUUGCCACUGCUGUGUCUGGCCAGUUAAAAUCGCUGAUGAAUGAGGCUUUCGUUACUUUCUCUAAACUGUUGACGGCACAGCAAGCACUGGUAAAACGGGUAAAGGAGCGAAAAGCAGAGAUGGUCUUGGCACAGGCUGUGGAAUUGGGCCAGGUGUAGAGGUCGGCGUCGGGACAAGUUCCUAUAGAUAACUUAGCUAAAGUGUAUAGGAUAAGGAGCAGCGUUUAAGCGUUGGUGCAUGAUUGUGAAAUAUUUUAAAUGGGUCAAAGAUGGAGCAUGCAACGGUAAGCAGACAUGCUCAGUCUAUUGCAAGAGGGAUCAAGAUUCAGGUCCUGAAUAUCUUCUACCCUCUAUGGAAGAGAUUAAACUAAAAAAUCUAGUCGAA